AUGGCUCCAGCAACGCAAUUUGAGGUGGCACAGCCCCCGAACGAUGCCAUCUCGGCCAUCGACUUCGCCCCGGAAGCACCCCGGUUUCUCGUCUCGUCCUGGGACAAGAAUGUCUAUCUCUACGAGAUUGCCAGCGGCUCUGAGCAGGCGACUUUGAUCAAUGCCUUCGAGCAUCGCGCGCCAGUUUUAUCCGUCUGCUUCGGCGCCAACCAAGAUGAAGCCUUCACCGCGGGCAUGGACCGCCAGGUUAAGAAGCUCAACCUAGUGACGGGCGAGCAGACGGUUCUGAGCAAGCACUCGGAGCCUGUUCGCUGUGUGGUAUACAGCUCAGAACACUCCCUCCUCAUCUCCGCCUCCUGGGACAGCACCCUUCAUGUCCACAAUGCCGCCAACCUUUCCCAGCCGCACAUCACCAUCCCUCUGCCAGGCAAGCCACAUGCCCUAGCCGCCAGCCGCACCAAGCUCGUUGUCGCCAUGACCGCUCGCCUGGUGCAUAUCUACGACCUGCCGACGCUAUUGAGCGCGGUGCGCAGCAACACCCAGACCCCUCCUCAACCCUGGCAACAGCGCGAGUCUUCUCUCAAGUUCCUCACCCGCGCAGUGGCAUGCAUGCCCAACGACGCCGGGUACGCGACCUCGAGCAUCGAGGGCCGUGUCGCCGUGGAAUGGUUCGACGACAGUGCCGAAUCACAGGCACGCAAGUACGCCUUCAAGUGCCACCGGCAAGCGGCUCCAGAGGCGGAAGGCGGCGGGGAUAUAGUGUAUCCUGUGAAUGCGCUAGCGUUCCAUCCCAUUUACGGGACAUUCGCCUCUGGAGGUGGCGACGGCACUGUUGCACUGUGGGAUGCUGAGGCCAAGCGCCGCAUGCGUCAGUACCAGCGCUUCCCGGACAGCGUGGCUGCUCUGGCGUUUUCACGCGACGGGCGGUAUCUGGCCAUCGGCGUUUGUCCUGGCUUUGAGACCGGAAUGGAAGACUACAGCGGCGAGGGGAGAACGAAGGUAUUUGUACGUGAGCUUGGUGAAACUGAGGCCAAAGGUAAGGGCGCGAAAUAA
Thermochaetoides thermophila DSM 1495 is the source of this 1053-nucleotide messenger RNA. RefSeq lists its product as uncharacterized. Gene Ontology annotation, biological process: mitotic spindle assembly checkpoint signaling. Gene Ontology annotation, molecular function: ubiquitin binding. The coding region runs from base 1 to 1053 and encodes 350 amino acids. The record is from RefSeq and is a predicted model, not a curated record. The transcript is spliced from 3 exons. NCBI's taxonomy places the organism in Eukaryota, Fungi, Ascomycota, Sordariomycetes, Sordariales, Chaetomiaceae. Gene Ontology annotation, cellular component: bub1-bub3 complex; mitotic checkpoint complex; kinetochore.